AUGAAUCCAGAUCAGCCAUCAAUUGGCGAACGCAGAGGUCGUCGACUUGCGCCCCUACAAACCAAUUUCAGUCGACCAGCUGCUCAAAAACGGGUACAACGCCCUCGGCCAACCGAGUAUUCCAGUACCAAUGGAUCAGAAGGUCCGGUUCCGCUCCAGGCCCCGGUUAAAAGGCAAUCAUCCAAAACGAGUCUGCGUAAUCUCUUUGGCCAUAAGCCUUCGCGCGCAGAUCCCAAAUUGGAGGAGAUUACAGAGGCACAGUCAGAACCUCAAACUGCCAUUCGGUUGGAAACAGCCCUGUCGCCCUCGAUUAUGAGCCCCCGAACUAUAGACUCCAAUCCCACCAUUACCUCCCCGACAAUUACCUCCCCGACAGAACGAUCGCGCAUAACAUUGAAACCCUCCCGUCCGAAACCCGACCCCAAACAUGCGAACCAGGAACAGUAUGGCUGGAAGCCUCCCCCAUUGUUCCAGGCCUAUCCCCAAUCUACCAAGCAUGCCUGUCUCCCGGCACCUGCUCUCUCUGCGGAUUCCAUCUUGCGCCUGCACGCGACCACCGCAAGGAGCUCUACCGACGAUAACCCUGCCAAUCCCUUAGAACAAGAUGAGGCCGCCAAUGCCGCGCGUAAAAAGCGGGAACAGAAGCAGAGGAAGCAUCUCCGGACGCUAUCCGGUACCAUCAACAAGGUGGAUUGGACUGAGAAAAUAUAUGUCCUAGCAACCACUGGUUAUAUCCUCCAAUAUGCAGGCGAAGGAAAGCACGACCGUCUUCCGGAGAGGAUGCUACUGCUAGGGCCCAAGUCUGUCGCAUUUGCUAGUGAUGCUAUCCCCGGGAAACACUGGGUAGUCCAGGUCUCUCACAAUCCAACAGAUGAUGAUUCCGCCGUGCCGGAGCCCCCCAAACCUCGGUUUUCGCGCUUUGGCUUCCACAAACCGAAUACCCGGCGGUUUUCGCGCAACUUUCUUCUGGUGUUCGACAACCCCGAAGAUAUGAUUGGCUGGUUGGUGGCCGUUAGAGCUGAGAUUGAAAAACGAGGAGGACGCAAAUUCACGCAAGAGAAGCACUCGGAUGAAGACACGAUGCCUCAGCUGCGGUCCAAAACAAGCGUUCGACAAAUGAUACAGAAAGAUCCCCAUCGCAUUUCCAGUCUUUUCCUUCAACCCCAGACCCUGCAAUCGCCCACUGAAGAAGUAGAUGGCCAUUCUGUCGGUGCCGCAACAUGGCAAUCUCGCCGCAGUUCAUAUGCGUCAGUUAAUCGUCGCUCAACGGUUGAAUCGCGAUCCGGAUCAGUGUCGACUGGCCGAACUGAGGCCACAAAUCCUACCAACGGUUCUGCUUCGAUCAGGUCUGACAUUCGUUCUUCGUCAUUCACUUCUUCGAAUAUACCCAACUCGCCGCCAAUAGGCACCGGUGCUUUCAGACCUGAUGAGCCUCUGCCGGAAGAGCUUGAUCGAAUAUAUACGCGCAGCCCACCCGCUUCUAGUCAAGGGAAACGUCAAUCCUUAUAUAAGCCCCUGCCACCUCAACCUCCCCCAAUUACCGACUUCACGGAGGAGCCGCAGGCGAAUCACCCGCCGCCUAUUCCCGAAACUCUCAUCCGCAGUGCUUCACCUCCAGCGCCUAAUUUCAGUGUCCCCUCGUUUAGCAAGAAAUUCGUUCCGAGAUCGGGGCCGAUCCCUAUUUCUCAUGCCUCUCCUCCCUCGUCAAUUAAUGGGUCUGCACGCCGCGCCGAGACAGUCCCAAAUAUGUCUACAUUUGCAUCUCCCCCACAAUCCCCGACAUUCAGCGUCGCCAGUUCGCGCUACACAGAUUCAUCCGAGCCCAGGCGGGUACUACGACCCUCAAAUUCAGAGGAUGCACUGGCCAAAACCAUCCGUCCAAUGCAGAAUGCCCAAAGCUUCUCCCGGGCGCCCAUAACAGCGCCUCCUACAGGACCUCUGCCUGAUCCAACAGCAUCUUCCCACCCAGUCAGUCUGAUCGGCCGCUCGAGUUUGAGUCGGAAACCCAUCAAUGCAACCCAAGUCCAACCUGCUCCUCCACCGACAAACCCAAUACCGCGCAAGAGAGUCUCCACUAUAUACCCAGACAACCAAGCUGCUCAGAGCAUGUUACGCCGCAAGAGCAUGCCCGGUCUUGGUUUAACAAGCGGGCCCCCAUCUGCACCACCCCCCAAUUGCCCACUCCCUAAACUCCCCUCCCCCGCCCCUCCUAUCGCCAACACCACCACCCCUGCUACUUCCACCGGCACGACCGCCCCACAGAUGCUAUCACCCUGGUCUCCAACGUCUCCAACGCAACGGUUCUACGGAUCCGAGCCAGUGCGAGAUCACGUCGAAGAUCGGAAGAGCGGUGCCCAUACCCCAAGCAAUAAUCCAGCAAGCAAUCUCCCACGAACUGCUCGGCAUUCGAAACUGAUCAAGAGUCCCCUGGUCUAA
This is a messenger RNA of Penicillium verrucosum, 2436 nucleotides long. Its product is annotated as peptidase family M20/M25/M40 protein. The record is from RefSeq and is a predicted model, not a curated record. The transcript has a single exon. Lineage: Eukaryota; Fungi; Ascomycota; Eurotiomycetes; Eurotiales; Aspergillaceae. Bases 1 to 2436 code for a protein of 811 amino acids.